GGGACCACUUUCCUGAAAAACAUCCGCCAGUUUAUCAUGCCAGUGGUGAGUGCCCGAUCUUCUCGUCUUAUCAAGACCCCAAGACGCUUCAUGGAUGAAGAGAUCCCUCGACCCCCAAGAACUGAGGCCUCACCCCCUCCCCGGCCACCUGUGGAAGUCUCUCCACCAGCCCCCCAAGAACCACCUCCAGCCCCUACCCCUACCCCUUCUCCACCUCCCCGCUCACCAACACCCCCACCAACCCCUCUUCCUGAAAAGAGACGGUCUAUCCUGAGGGAACCCACAUUCCGAUGGACUUCACUGAGUUUGGAGCUUGCCCCACCUCCACCUCCAGCUCCUCCUCCAGCCCCACCCCCAGCACCCACAACCCCAUCCCGGAGGCCCCUUCUGCUUCGAGCUCCCCAGUUCACGCCUAGUGAAGCUCACUUGAAGAUCUAUGAAUCUGUGCUGACCACACCUCUGCCUGGGGCCCCUGAUCCUCCCGAGCCAGAGCCUCCCCCAGCUGAAGAACCUAUCUUGGAGCCUGAGUCUCGGACAGGCAGUCGAACCAAUCACCUCAGCUUGCCCUGCUUCACCCCUUCAGCAACCACACCAACAAAGGCUGAGAGCCCUCAGGGUUCACUGGUCCAUAGCAAUGGGCAGCAGCAGCCUCAGCCUCAGCCGCUGCAGCCGCCACCACCACCAUCACCAUCACCAUCACCGCAGCCACAACAGCCACCACCACAGCCACCACCAGUCCCUGAUGAGCAGAGCCUUUGUGCCCGGGGAACAAUUUCCCUUCCACUCUCUGGGGUGGAAGAGAAGAUGUUCAGUCUUCUAAAGAAGGCUAAAGUACAGCUGUUUAAGAUCGAUCAGCAACAGCACCAACAGAAGGUGGCCCCCCCAGCUCCGCCAAGUCCUGGAAUGAGGGUGGAAGAAUCUGUGAGGGCCAUCAAACAGAGUCCUGACAGAGGGGCUGUCAAGUCCGAGGAUGAGUUGCUGGAAGCCAAGAAAGAGAGACCCCCGGGUCCUGAGUCGCCAGUGCAGGGUCCUCGAAUCAAACAUGUUUGUCGCCAUGCUUCUGUGGCACUGGGCCAGGCCCGAGCCAUGGUGCCCGAAGAUGUCCCUCGACUCAGUGCCCUGCCCCUUCGGGAACGGCAUGACCUUGCAGCCGAUGAUACAUCAUCAGCAUCUGAGACAGAAGGUAUCUCAUCAAGGUCUCGAAGGGGAAAGGUGGAACCAGCAGGCCUGGGUGGAAGCUCAGGUCCCACAGGGACUGGGGGGACUCUGCCCCAUGCCCCGAGGCGAUCCUUGCCUUCCCACCAAGGCAAGAAGAUGCGAAUGGCAAGAUGCGGCCGUUGCCGAGGCUGUUUGAGACUACAGGACUGUGGGUCCUGUGUCAAUUGCUUGGAUAAACCCAAGUUUGGAGGCCCAAACACAAAGAAACAGUGCUGUGUGUACCGGAAGUGUGAUAAGAUUGAGGCCCGAAAGAUGGAACGCCUGGCUAAGAAAGGCCGAACAAUGGUGAAGACACUGUUGCCCUGGGAUUCAGACGAAUCCCUGGAAGCCUCUCCUGGGCCUCCUGGGCCUCGUCGGGGGUCAGGAGGUGGGGGGCCCCGGGAAGAGGCAGUGGCCCCCCCUGGGUCUGAAGAGCAGGAUCCCCUCCUGCAGCGCAAGUCAGCCCGUCGCUGCGUCAAACAGCGGCCUUCCUAUGACAUUUUUGAAGACUCAGAUGACUCAGACCCAGGUGUCCCCCCAGCUUCCCGACGACGAACCCCUCGAGAAAAUGAGUUGCCCCUGCUGGAGCCUGAAGAGCAAAGCCGGCCCAGGAAGGCCACUUUGCAACCCGUGGUGCAGCUUAAGGCUCGGAGACGUCUAGAAAAGGACACUUCUGCUCCUGGACUCUUUGCCUCCUUCCCCAAUGGCUGGACUGGAAAGCAAAAAUCUCCUGAUGGUAUCCACCGAGUCCGUGUGGAUUUCAAGGAGGACUGUGACCUGGAAAAUGUGUGGCUGAUGGGUGGUCUGAGCGUGCUCACUUCUGUGCCUGGGGGUCCCCCCCUCGUUUGUCUGCUAUGUGCCAGCAAAGGCUUACAUGAGCUGGUGUUUUGCCAGGUGUGCUGUGACCCUUUCCACCCAUUCUGCUUAGAGGAGGCAGAGCGGCCCCUGCCCGAGCACCAUGACACCUGGUGCUGCCGCCGGUGCAAGUUUUGCCAUGUCUGUGGGCGUAAGGGCCGUAGCACUAAGCACCUGUUGGAGUGUGAGCGCUGCCGCCAUGCCUACCACCCCGCCUGUCUGGGGCCCAGUUACCCAACCCGUGCAACUCGGAAAAGGCGCCACUGGAUCUGCUCAGCCUGUGUUCGAUGUAAAAGCUGUGGAGCGGCUCCAGGAAAGAACUGGGACAGCGAGUGGUCAGGAGAUUGUAGUCUUUGCCCUGGCUGUACCCAGCUUUAUGAGAAAGGAAACUUCUGCCCAAUUUGUACACGCUGCUAUGAGGAUAAUGACUAUGAGAGCAAGAUGAUGCAGUGUGCACUGUGUGACCACUGGGUGCAUGCCAAGUGCGAGGGCCUCUCAGAUGAGGGCUAUGAGAUUUUGUCUGGGCUGCCAGAUUCGGUGCUAUAUACAUGUGGGCCAUGUGCUGGGACAGCUCCUCCUAGAUGGAGGGAAGCCCUGGAUGGGGCUCUUCGAGGAGGACUACACCAGGUACUACAAGGCUUACUGAGUGCCAAGGUGACUGGACCACUGCUGCACUGCACCCAGUGUGGACAGGAUGGAGAGCAAUUGCACCGAGGACCCUGUGACCUUCGAGCUAUAAGCCAGCUCUUUGAAGAUGGACACUACAGCUCUGUGCACAGCUUCAUGGAGGAUGUGGUCAGUAUCCUGAUGAGACACAUGGAAGAAGGAGAUGCCCCUGAGCGCCGGGCUGUUGGGCAGGCCAAGGGGCUCCUCUUGAAGCUACUGGAGUCUGCCUUCAGUUGGUUUGAUGCCCAUGAUCCCAAGUACUGGAGACGGAGUACCCGGCUACCCAAUGGUGUCCUUCCCAAUGCAGUUCUUCCCCCAUCUGCGGAUCACAUCUAUGCUCAGUGGAGACAACAAGAGUCUGAGACCCCAGGAUCUGUACAUCCACCUGGAGGAGCUACCCAAGCCAAGGAGCUAGCUUUGGAUCCCCAUUUAGAGGAUCCACGUCAGUGUGCCCUCUGUCUCAAGUAUGGAGAUGCUGACUCCAAGGAGGCUGGAAGGCUCUUAUACAUUGGACAAAAUGAGUGGACACAUGUCAAUUGUGCCAUCUGGUCAGCAGAAGUGUUUGAGGAGAAUGAUGGCUCCCUUAAGAAUGUUCAUGCGGCUGUAGCCCGGGGCCGGCAGAUGAGGUGUGAACUGUGCCUGAAGCCUGGGGCCACUGUGGGCUGCUGCUUGUCCUCUUGCCUUAGCAAUUUCCACUUCAUGUGUGCCCGAGCCAGCUGCUGUAUCUUCCAGGAUGACAAGAAGGUUUUUUGCCAAAAACACACGGACCUCCUGGAUGGCAAGGAGAUUGUGACUCCCGAUGGCUUUGAUGUUCUCCGAAGAGUUUAUGUGGAUUUUGAGGGCAUCAGUUUCAAGCGAAAGUUUUUGACAGGAUUAGAACCAGAUGCCAUCAAUGUGCUCAUUGGCUCUAUCCGAAUUGAUUCCUUGGGGACGCUGUCUGACCUGUCUGACUGCGAGGGAAGACUCUUUCCCAUUGGCUACCAGUGUUCACGUCUGUACUGGAGCACAGUGGAUGCCCGUCGGCGCUGCUGGUAUCGGUGCCGGAUCCUAGAGUAUCGACCCCGGGGCCCUCGGGAGGAACCUGACCAUAUAGGGGCAGCAGAGGAGAAUAGGACCAUUGUGCAUAGCCCCAUUUCAGAGCUGCCUGGAGCUGAGACCCCCAAACCGGGGCCUGAUGCAGUUUCCCUGGGUCCUGAGCGGUCCUCCCUUGCCCAGAACACAGGCCCCUUACCACCCCCUCCAGAACAGAGCAUUGCCCCUUCCCCAGUCCCCCGAUCCGUCUCAGGGGCUAGAAUCAAAGUGCCCAACUACUCACCUUCCCGAAGGCCCCUGGGGGGGGUCUCCUGCUGGCCACUCCCCUCCCCGGGAAGUCCAUCAUCUCUGUCUCACCACAUCCCGACAGUUGGUGAUCCAGACUUCCCAGCUCCCCCAAGACGCUCCCGCCGUCCCAGCCCCCUGGCUUCCCGGCUGCCACCCCGACGGGCCUCUCCUCCCUCCAGGCCCACUCCUCAGCUCAGGGUGCCCCCUCCUACCUCAGCCCUCGAGGCCCUCAUGCCUACCUCAGGGGAGCUGGCUCCCCCCGGCCCAGCCUCCUCCCCACCCCCUCCUCCUGAGGACUUGGGCCCCGACUUCGAAGACAUGGAGGUGGUACCAGGGCUCAGCGCGGCCGACUUGGACUUUGCGGCCAGCCUCCUUGGCUCCGAACCCUUCCAGGAGGAGGAGAUUGUGGCGGAGGGGGUUGGGGGGGGCAGCCGGGGGGGGCCUGGGGACAGUUCGGAGGAGGAGGCUGGCCCUGCUGCCCACUACAUUCACUUCCCCCCCACUGUGGUGCCUGGUCCCAUUCCACCACCUGGUCCCAUACCUGGGACCCCCCGAAUUGAACAACUGGAUGGAGUGGAUGACGGCACGGACAGUGAAGCUGAGGCCGUCCAACAGCCCCGGGGCCAGGAAGCCCCUCCUUCAGGGCCAGGGGUGGGUGGG
Messenger RNA from Gracilinanus agilis (Agile Gracile Mouse Opossum), 4698 nucleotides. RefSeq names its product histone-lysine N-methyltransferase 2B-like. The annotation marks the transcript as partial. Gene Ontology annotation, biological process: positive regulation of DNA-templated transcription. The transcript is spliced from 26 exons. NCBI's taxonomy places the organism in Eukaryota, Metazoa, Chordata, Mammalia, Didelphimorphia, Didelphidae. Gene Ontology annotation, cellular component: nucleus; histone methyltransferase complex. The record is from RefSeq and is a predicted model, not a curated record. Gene Ontology annotation, molecular function: DNA binding; zinc ion binding; protein binding.